Erigeron canadensis is the source of this 3309-nucleotide messenger RNA. RefSeq names its product 2-oxoglutarate dehydrogenase, mitochondrial-like. Lineage: Eukaryota; Viridiplantae; Streptophyta; Magnoliopsida; Asterales; Asteraceae. The transcript has 9 exons. The record is from RefSeq and is a predicted model, not a curated record. Gene Ontology annotation, biological process: tricarboxylic acid cycle. Gene Ontology annotation, molecular function: thiamine pyrophosphate binding; oxoglutarate dehydrogenase (succinyl-transferring) activity. Gene Ontology annotation, cellular component: mitochondrion; oxoglutarate dehydrogenase complex. Bases 164 to 3235 code for a protein of 1023 amino acids.
AAUGAAUUAUGAAUAGAUACAUCCAUCCAUUAUAUCUAUAAUAACUCGAUUUUAAUACAACAUCUAUAAUCCAAGAGGUGAGUGAUCACUCCCACAAAGACAAAACAACAACAAUUAGGCCUGAACUUGUUAAAGAAACUGGCAACAUAAAGUUUGGUGAAGAAUGGUGUUGUUUAGAGCUGGAUAUAGUCUAUCAAAGCUUGCAAUAAGGAGAACGUUACAACACGGUGGACCAUUUUCAGCAAGAACACGUGUCCUUCAAUCAGGAAGCCACUGUUUUCAUACUACGGUUUUCAAAUCAAAACCAGAAUCAACACCUAUCCCUCGAUCUGUUCCGCUUUCUAGGUUAACAGACAGCUUCUUAGAUGGAACUAGUAGUGUCUAUCUUGAAGAACUUCAAAGAGCCUGGGAGACUGACCCAAACAGUGUUGAUGAGUCAUGGGACAUUUUCUUUAAAAACUUUGAAGGCCCGGCAGCUUCGUCUCCCGGGUUAUCUGGCCAAACUAUUCAAGAGAGCAUGAAGUUGUUGCUACUAGUGAGAGCUUACCAGUUUCAUGGUCACAUGAAAGCCAAUUUAGACCCAUUGGGUCUCGAGCAGAGAGAAGUUCCGGAUGAUUUAGAUCCAUGUUUUUAUGGCUUCACCGAAACUGAUUUGGAUCGGGAGUUUUUUCUUGGCGUAUGGAAAAUGUCUGGAUUUUUAUCUGAGAACCGACCAGUGCAAACCCUUAGAGCAAUUAUGACUAGGCUUGAACAGGCUUAUUGUGGAAGUAUUGGUUAUGAGUAUAUGCAUAUUGCAAACCGCAAAAAAUGUAAUUGGUUAAGAGACAAAAUAGAGACUCCGUCCCCAAUGCAAUAUGAUAGCAAGCGACGCCAGGUAAUCCUUGAUAGGCUUACAUGGGGUACCCAGUUUGAAAACUUCUUAGCUACCAAGUGGACUGCUGCUAAGAGGUUUGGACUUGAAGGUGGUGAGACUUUAAUUCCUGGUAUGAAAGAGAUGUUUGAUAGGUCAGCAGAUCUUGGGGUUGAAAAUAUUGUCAUUGGGAUGCCUCACAGAGGAAGAUUGAAUGUUUUAGGUAAUGUGGUUAGGAAGCCGUUGCGUCAAAUUUUCAAUGAAUUUAGUAGUGGUACAAAGCCAGUGGAUGAAGUUGGGCUUUAUACUGGAACUGGUGAUGUUAAGUAUCACUUAGGAACUUCAUAUGACCGGCCAACAAGAGGCGGAAAACAUCUUCAUCUGUCAUUGGUUGCUAACCCGAGUCACUUGGAAGCUGUAGAUCCUGUUGUUGUUGGAAAAACCAGAGCAAAACAAUAUUACUCAAACGACGUGGAUAGAACAAAGAACAUGGGCAUCUUGAUUCAUGGGGACGGAAGCUUUGCUGGACAAGGUGUGGUCUAUGAGACAUUGCAUCUUAGUGCUCUUCCUAAUUACACAACUGGCGGAACUAUUCACAUUGUGGUAAACAAUCAAGUUGCGUUUACUACUGAUCCAAAAUGCGGAAGAUCUUCACAGUAUUGUACAGAUGUUGCUAAAGCUUUAGAUGCUCCCAUAUUCCAUGUCAAUGGUGAUGAUGUAGAGGCAGUUGUUCAUGCUUGUGAACUUGCAGCAGAGUGGCGGCAGACAUUCCAUUCAGAUGUUGUGGUUGAUAUCACUUGUUAUCGUAAAUUUGGGCAUAAUGAAAUUGAUGAACCAUUUUUCACCCAGCCCAAAAUGUACAAGGUAAUUCGGAAGCACCCAUCUGCACUCGAGAUUUAUGAGAAGCAGCUUUUUGAAUCAGGUCAAGUUACUAAAGAAGUCAUUGACAAAAUUCACAACAAGGUUAAUUCGAUUCUGAAUGAAGAAUUCAUCGCUAGCAAGGAUUAUGUCUUGCAGAAAAGGGAUUGGCUUUCAAAUUACUGGUCAGGAUUUAAGUCUCCCGAGCAGCUUGCACGUAUUCAUAACACUGGGGUCCAACCCGGGAUUUUAAAGAGUGUUGGGAAGGCGAUCACAACUAUUCCAGAAACCUUUACGCCGCAUAGAGCAGUAAAAAAGAUAUUUGCUGAUCGGAAAAAGAUGAUUGAAACCGGGGAGGGUGUUGACUGGGCGGUUGGAGAAGCCCUUGCUUUCGCUACGUUGCUGGUAGAAGGGAAUCAUGUGAGGUUGAGUGGUCAGGAUGUUGAGAGAGGUACUUUCAGUCAUAGACAUGCUGUAAUCCAUGAUCAGGAAACUGGGGAGCGUUACUGUCCUUUGGAUCAUGUUAUGACGAAUCAAAAUCGAGAAAUGUUCACUGUUAGUAACAGCUCUCUUUCAGAGUUUGGUGUGCUAGGAUUCGAAUUGGGGUAUUCAAUGGAAAAUCCCAACUCGCUUGUAUUAUGGGAAGCGCAAUUUGGUGAUUUUUCUAAUGGAGCACAGGUGAUGUUUGAUCAGUUUUUGAGCAGUGGAGAAUCCAAAUGGCUGCGUCAGAGCGGGUUAGUUGUGUUGCUGCCUCAUGGUUAUGAUGGCCAAGGUCCUGAACACUCGAGUGCAAGGCUUGAACGAUUCCUUCAGAUGAGUGAUGAUAAUCCAUUUGUUAUACCCGAGAUGGAACCAACUCUGCGAAAGCAGAUUCAAACAAGCAAUUGGCAAGUUGUCAAUGUUACAACCCCAGCAAAUUAUUUCCAUGUCUUGCGUCGGCAGCUGCAUAGGGAGUUCCGUAAGCCACUAAUUGUCAUGUCUCCUAAAAACUUGCUUCGUCAUAAAGAUUGCAAAUCAAAUCUAUCAGAGUUCGAUGAUGCUCAAGGUCAUCCGGGUUAUGACAAACAAGGGACAAGGUUCAAGCGUCUUAUCAAGGAUCAAAAUGGCCAUUCGGAUCUUGAAGAGGGCAUUCGACGUUUAGUUCUUUGCUCUGGAAAGGUGUAUUAUGAACUUGAGGAACAAAGGAAGUCAAUGGACCAGAAAGACAUCGCAAUUUGUAGGGUAGAACAGCUUUGCCCAUUCCCAUAUGACCUAAUCCAGCGUGAACUAAAGCGAUACCCUAAUUCUGAGAUCGUUUGGUGCCAGGAAGAGCCAUUGAACAUGGGGGCAUACACUUACAUUGCUCCUCGCCUUGGUACAGCAAUGAAGGAACUCCAUAGAGGUACCAUAGAAGACAUCAAAUACGUGGGACGUGCUCCAUCAGCUGCUACUGCAACCGGUUUUUAUAGUGUUCAUGUAAAAGAACAGUCUGAGAUAGUCCAAAAAGCUAUGCAGCCUGACCCCAUCACUACCCCCUCCCUUGCUUGACCUCUUUUAUUACAAUUUAGAAAACAAACUUAAUAAAGUGACACCAUUUGGAAUAAGGUAUACUUUUUAACUUA